Molecule: messenger RNA, 5261 nt
Organism: Propithecus coquereli (Coquerel's sifaka)
Lineage: Eukaryota; Metazoa; Chordata; Mammalia; Primates; Indriidae
Gene: NUP153
Product: nucleoporin 153kDa
Exons: 21
Coding region: 255-4535 (1426 amino acids)
Biological process (GO): protein import into nucleus; RNA export from nucleus
Cellular component (GO): nuclear pore
Molecular function (GO): structural constituent of nuclear pore
Source: RefSeq, a predicted model, not a curated record
UCCGCAGGAGGCUGCCGGACCGGAGCCAGCUCCUCGGCCUCUGCCACCGCCUCCCCGCCGCACCCUCUCUCGGCUCCUGCUUUCAACCUCGCCGUUCCUGGUGUGCCUGUGUCCCACUGUGUGGGCACCGCGGGCAGACUUUUGGGCCGGGGCCGGGCGCGGCGGGGGCGCUCUAAGGCCUCCGCCUCUGCCUCUCCCGCCCCCUUACCCGCCCCCUUACCCGCCCCGGAGCGGGAAGCAGCGGAGGCUCCGCCAUGGCCUCGGGAGCCGGAGGAAUCGGAGGGGGCGGUGGCGGCAAGAUCCGGACGCGGCGUUGCCACCAGGGGCCAAUUAAGCCUUACCAGCAGGGGCGACAACAGCACCAGGGCAUUCUUAGCAGGGUUACGGAAUCUGUUAAGAAUAUUGUGCCAGGGUGGCUACAGAGGUACUUCAACAAGAAUGAAGAUGUAUGCAGCUGCUCAAGAGACACAGGCGAGGUUCCACACUGGCCAGAGAAUAGAGAAGAUGACCAUUUGACGUAUGCUGAUGAGGAGAGCUCUAAUAUUAAUGAUGGGAGAAUCACUCCUGAGCCAGCAGUCAGUAAUACAGAAGAACCAUCAACAACUAGUACUGCUUCAAAUUAUCCAGAUGUAUUAACAAGGCCUUCUCUUCAUCGGAGCCAUCUGAAUUUCUCCAUGUUGGAAUCCCCUGUAUUACACUGUCAGCCAUCCACAUCCUCCGCGUUCCCAAUCGGCAGUUCUGGAUUUUCCCUUGUAAAAGAAAUUAAAGAUUCUACCUCUCAGCAUGAUGAUGACAACAUCUCAACUACCAGUGGUUUUUCUUCAAGAGCUUCUGAUAAAGAUAUAGCUGUUUCAAAGAACACUUCAUUGCCACCUCUGUGGUCCCCAGAAGCUGAACGUUCUCAUUCACUGUCACAGCACACUGCCACCAGCUCAAAAAAACCAGCAUUCAACUUGUCUGCCUUUGGAACACUUUCUACUUCACUUGGGAAUUCUUCAAUUCUUAAAACCAGUCAGCUUGGAGAUUCUCCUUUUUAUCCUGGAAAAACAACAUAUGGUGGGGCGGCAGCUGCUGUAAGACAGUCUAAACUACGAAAUACACCUUAUCAGGCACCAGUCAGAAGACAGAUGAAAGCUAAGCAACUCAAUGCACAAUCUUAUGGUGUGACCAGUUCAACAGCUCGGAGAAUAUUGCAGUCUUUAGAGAAGAUGUCAAGCCCUCUAGCGGAUGCAAAAAGAAUUCCAUCUGUUUCUUCUCCUCUGAAUUCUCCUCUUGAUAGGAGUGGGAUAGAUACCAUAGACUUUCAUGCCAAAAGAAAAAAGACGGGAUAUGAAAAAAAUAUGACCCCUGGACAAAAUAGAGAACAACAAGAAAGUGGCUUUUCAUACCCAAAUUUCAGUUUGCCUGCAGCCAAUGGCUUAUCUUCUGGAGUAGGUGGUGGAGGUGGCAAGAUGAGACGAGAAAGAACACGCUUUGUUGCUUCUAAACCUCCAGAGGAGGAGGAAAUGGAAAUACCAGUAUUACCGAAAAUAUCUCUACCGAUCACCAGUUCUUCACUGCCUAUCUUCAAUUUUAGUUCUCCUGUGAUUACAACUUCCUCUCCAUCACCCAUCAGUCUGUCUCAAUCAUUAACAAACAAGGUACAGAUGACCUCUCCAAGUAGCACUGGCAGUCCCAUGUUUAGAUUUUCAUCUCCAAUUGUAAAAUCUACCGAGGCAGAUGUACUACCUCCAUCAUCUAUUGGAUUUACUUUUAGUGUGCCUGUUGCUAAAACAGCAGAACUUUCUGGCUCUAGUAGUACUUCAGAACCAAUUAUAAGUAGUUCAGCUCAAGAUAUCACUGCAGUGAAUAGUACAAGCUGUAAGAGGACAUCAGAUGAAAAUUAUGAGGACCCUUUUAGACCUGCAAAAACCCUGAAAGAAGGAAGUGUUCUAGAUGUUCUGAAAAGCCCUGGUUUCACAUCACUGAAGGUAGAUUCUCUUUCUGCUCAGCCUACCACGACAAGCCCAGUAGUUUAUACAAGACCAGCAAUAAGUAGCUUUUCUUCUAGUGGAAUCGGGUUUGGAGAAAGUUUAAAAGCUGGAUCAUCAUGGCAAUGCGAUACAUGUCUACUCCAGAACAAAGUUACAGACAGCAAGUGCAUAGCCUGUCAGGCAGCAAAAUUGCCAUCAAGAGAUAGUGCUAAACAGACUGGAAAUGGGACACCAAGUAAAAGUGGCAAAGCAACUCUUUCUACAUCAGGGACAAGCUUUGGAGACAAAUUUAAACCAGCAGUAGGAAUUUGGGAUUGUGAUACCUGUUUAGUACAAAAUAAACCUGAAGCGAUAAAAUGUGUAGCCUGUGAAACACCGAAACCUGGAACUGGUGUGAAGCGAGUCCUUGCAUUGACAGUGGUUUCAGAAAGUGCUGAGACUGUGACUGCUUCAUCUUCCAGCUGCACUGUGACCACCAAUACCUUAGGAUUUGGAGAUAAAUUCAAAAGGCCCGUGGGCUCUUGGGAGUGUCCAGUAUGCUGUGUUUCUAAUAAUGCAGAAGACAAUAAAUGUGUGUCCUGUAUGUCUGAGAAACCAGGAACUUCAGUACCGACUUCAAGUAGCAGCACUGUACCUGUCUCUCUGUCUUCUGGAGGCUGUCUAGGAUGGGACAAGUUCAAGAAACCUGAGGGAAGCUGGGACUGUGGAGUGUGCCUAGUGCAGAAUAAAGCAGACUCUACCAAAUGUGCAGCAUGUGAGAGUGCAAAGCCAGGCACAAAAUCAGAGUUUAAAGGCUUUGGCACAUCUUCCUCAUUUUCGAACCCACCAGCUUCAUCCUUCAAAUUUGGUAUCCCAUCAUCCUCUUCCGGGCCUUCUCAGACUUUAACAAACACUGGAAACUUUAAAUUUGGACAUCAGGGAGGAUUCAAAAUAUGUGUGUCAUCAGAUUCUGGGUCUGUAAACACCGUAAGUGAAGGGUUUAAAUUUUCUAAACCAAUAGGAGAUUUUAAAUUUGGAGUUUCAUCUGAUUCUAAACCUGAAGAAGUUAAAAAAGACAGUAAGAAUGAUAAUAAUUUUAAGUUUGGACUUUCUUCUGGUUUAAGCAACCCAAUUUCUUUAACUCCAUUUCAAUUUGGGAUGUCUAAUCUUGGACAGCAAGAAAAGAAAGAGGAACUGCCUAAAUCUUCAUCUGCAGGCUUUAGCUUUGGUACAGGUGUUAUUAACGCCACCCCUGCUGCUGCUAACACCACAGUGACCUCUGAGAACAAGAGCGGCUUCAGCUUUGCAACCAUAGAAACCAAGAGUGUUUCAGUGCCUCCUUUCACAUGUAAGACAUCAGAAGCAAAAAAAGAAGAAAUGCCUGCCACCAAAGGAGGGUUCACUUUUGGCAAUGUGGAACCUGCCUCUGUGCCAUCUGCCUCAAUGUUUGUUUUAGGAAGGACAGAAGAGAAACAGCAAGAGCCUGUCACUUCUACUUCUCUAGUUUUUGGGAAGAAAGCUGACAAUGAAGAGCCAAAGUGUCAACCAGUGUUUUCCUUUGGGAAUUCAGAGCAAACCAAAGAUGAGAGUUCUUCAAAGUCAACGUUUAGUUUUAAUAUGGCAAAACCAUGUGAGAAGGAAUCUGAACAGCCAGCAAAGGCUACUUUUGCUUUUGGGUCUCAAACCAAUACUACAGCUGAUCAAGGUGCAGCAAAGCCAGUUUUUAAUUUCUUGAACAAUAAUUCCUCCAAUUCAAGUACACCAGCCACUUCUGCUAGCGGUGGCAUUUUUGGUAGUUCCACCUCUUCCUCCAAUCCACCUGCGGCUGCCUUUGUGUUUGGACAGGCCAGCAAUCCCGUGAGCAGUUCUGCCUUUGGUAACUCUGCCGAAUCGAGUACAUCUCAGUCUUUGCUAUUUUCUCAAGACAGCAAACCAGCAACCACAUCCAGCACAGGUACAGCUGUCACCCCAUUUGUCUUUGGUCCAGGAGCCAGCAGUAGUAACACUGCAGCCGCUGGUUUCAGCUUUGGAGCUACAACCACAUCUAGCUCUGCAGGAUCCUCCUUUGUAUUUGGAACUGGACCUUCAGCACCAUCUGCCAGUCCAGCAUUUGGUGCUAACCAGACCCCAACAUUUGGACAAAGUCAAGGUGCCAGCCAGUCUAAUCCCCCAGGCUUUGGAUCUAUAUCAUCUUCAACAGCAUUAUUUUCUGCUGGUUCUCAGCCUGCACCACCUACUUUUGGGACAAUGUCAAGCAGUGGCCAGCCCCCUGUGUUUGGCCAACAACCUAAUCAGUCUGCAUUUGGCUCUGGGACAGCUCCUAAUUCCAGUUCGGUUUUCCAAUUUGGCAGCAGCACUACAAAUUUCAACUUCACAAACAAUAAUCCAUCAGGAGUGUUCACAUUUGGUGCAAAUCCUAGCACAUCUGCAGCCUCAGCCCAGCCUUCAGGCUCAGGGGGCUUUCCUUUUAACCAGUCUCCAGCAGCAUUUACAUUGGGGUCAAAUGGGAAAAAUAUGUUCUCUUCUUCUGGAACUUCAGUUUCUGGUCGCAAGAUUAAGACUGCUGUUAGACGCAGGAAAUAAAGGUCACAUUGGUGUGUUAUACACAAGAAUUUUAACAACAGCUGGUGCCCUGCUUUCAGAUACUGGAUUGUGCUUUGUGAUGGGGUUUUCUGAAGUCAGAUCUGCCUAAGGACUUCUUUAGUUUUUGGAAUUUUCCUCCUUUCUCUUUCUUUAUGGAAGCCCCGUCCCCACCUCACCCACCCUCUUUUUAAAAAAUAAUAGCUAGACUGGUGACUGAUUGUUCAGCAAAAAUAUUUUAUCAUCCAGCAGAUUAUUCACUGAUUUGACAUAGUCUGGCUGUACCCAGGAAUGGAGCCUGCACGGCAAAUGGCUUUGUAUAGAACUUCUUUGUCUGCACCACUAUAUGCGUUGAUAAGCAUUUGUGGAAUGCAUUGAAAUUGUAAUUAUAUCUGAGGAAUUCUGUAUAGAUUAGAAUUCUGUAUAGAUUAGAGGAUGUUGACUGAUUUCUAUGCCGAGUUUGUGCUGGUGUAUGUGUGAAAUGAGUGAGUUGGGUGUAUUGUGCACUAAAAUUUUCUGAUAGAGGAAGCCUGAUUAAAGAAUGGUCCCUGCUAAGGACUUGUUAGAUCUAGUUCGGUUUCCAUUUAAUAAUUAUAUGCUAUUUCUAUAUUUUCAUUCUUCUAUCACCUGUCUUGCCUUUUUCAUUAUUUUAUUAUGAAACUUGUGUAAAUACAAUUUUGUUUCUGUACUUUUUUGGCAUAACAUAAAUCUGUGAACUUGAAAUUUGAA